Molecule: messenger RNA, 375 nt
Organism: Phytophthora infestans T30-4
Lineage: Eukaryota; Oomycota; Peronosporomycetes; Peronosporales; Peronosporaceae
Product: secreted RxLR effector peptide protein, putative
Exons: 1
Coding region: 1-375 (124 amino acids)
Source: RefSeq, a predicted model, not a curated record
AUGCGUCAGCUAUACGUGCUGCUGUUUACAAUUUGUUUGGCUAUCACUGUAUUUGAUGGUCAAGCUUCUGAAGCUGUUGCUGAGCAUCGUCAGGGCUCACCUCGUUCUACCGCCGAAGCUGGAAUCCAUGAAAUACCCGGUCACCGACUCUUAAGGUCUGUCAAUGUUGAGAAGAGCGGUGUCGAGUCUGAAGAGAGGGGAUUCCCAGGUUUGUCAAAGUUAAACGAGUGGUUCAAAAAGGGAAAAUCCAAGAUGAGCGACAUGCAACUGCGGGUACAAUAUAAGGACGUGUCCAAACACGGCAUGUCGGACGAUAAAAUCACCAAAGCAUGGGUUCAGCAAGGGAAAGUUGGGGAUGAUAUCUAUUCGCGCUGA